AUGAUAGUUAACGCAUAUAAAUCAGAAUUGAUGAAAAAUCCAAACAUAACACUUCGAGAUUGUCGUAUCGUUAUUUCGAAAAACCUUGGUAUCGGGCAAAGGACGGUUUCAAACGUGAUUAGCGAGUACAAUACCAAAAAGACUGUGACUUCUCCAUGCAAAACUCGACAAAAAAAAACCUAUAAAGAUCUAUAUGAUGAUCUACAACUUAAUACAAUUCGUCGACAUGUCCAUUCCUUUUGGUUUAACAAGACUAUUCCGACACUAGAUAAGAUACUAACAGUUAUAAAGAACGACGACAGUCUACCAAAUAUUUCACGUUCAAACCUACAUAAUCUUUUAAAAUUUAUGGAUUUCGUCUACACAAAACGAAGUCGGAAUAGUGCUCUUAUCGAAAAGGACAAAAUUAUUUUGUGGCGUAGACGAUAUUUGCAGAAUAUUAAAAAAUAUCGUGAAGAAGGACGGCAUUUGUACUAUCUGGAUGAGACAUGGGUGAACGCAGGUGACUGUACAAGCAAGACCUGGGUAGAUAAUACAAUUAAAUCGUACCGUCACGCAUUUCUACAAGGUCUCACGACAGGCUCACAAAAUCCAUCUGGUAAGGGCAAGAGACUCAUUGUUCUCCACAUCGGGUCGGAAGACGGUUUUGUACCUGGUGGGCUAUUGUGUUUCAGAGCAAAAAAAACCAAUACUGACUAUCAUGAGGAGAUGAAUGGUAACACAUUUUUCAAGUGGAUGGAAUACAUCGACUCAAAGAGAACUGUGUCAUUAUAA
Macrosiphum euphorbiae (potato aphid) is the source of this 774-nucleotide messenger RNA. The record is from the annotation of a GenBank genome assembly. NCBI's taxonomy places the organism in Eukaryota, Metazoa, Arthropoda, Insecta, Hemiptera, Aphididae.